AGACCUCGGGUUUUAGUACCAAAUCCCAAGCAACCAAACUAAUCUGUUUUAAAGCAGAUAUUUUCGUCAAGAGUUGAUUUUAAAUGAUUGACGACAGGAUUGGCUUGGGUUUCGUCCUCAACUUGUAACGAACCACCGCUAAUUAUACAGGUGUGCGUUAUAGCACCUCAGCAUGGCUGUGGUCAUCCGUUUGCAGGGCCUCCCUAUUGUGGCGGGCACCAUGGACAUUCGCCAUUUCUUCUCCGGUCUGACAAUCCCGGAUGGUGGCGUGCAUAUUGUAGGGGGUGACCAUGGUGAAGCUUUUAUCGUGUUCGCAACAGAUGAAGAUGCAAGGCUUGGAAUGAUGCGCACAGGGGGAACGAUCAAAGGUUCCAAAGUGUCCCUCUUACUUAGCAGCAAAACUGAGAUGCAAAACAUGAUCGAGUUGAGCCGCAGGCGUUUCGAAACUGGAAAUGCAGAUGGGGCUUCAGGAAAUAGUAAUAGGUCAGGGCCUCCCAAUAUUACUGGAGGAACUGAAAGGGGUAGCUUGCCAACCACUGCACAAGGUUUUAGUAAUACCACUUCAACAGCAACCACAGCUGUCUCUGUUAAUGAGCCAGUAAGCAACAAAAGUGCUCCAAGCUUUCCCUCUACAACUGUAGGUAACAUGCCUACAAACUUUAAUAAUUUCAGCAGCCCAAAUCUUAGCAUGGGGUCGACCAUGACUACUGCCAUGUCCUCCUUAAGUACUGUACCUCCUCCAAUACCCCCCUUGCCUACAAUGCCAACCUUACCCCCUAUGCCACCCAUGCCAGUACCACCACCAGUGUCCACAUUACCCCCAGUACCAACUGUAAACCCUUUAACAUCGGUGCCACCAGUUCCUCCCAUGGCUCACAUGCCACACCUCUCAGCACUCCCUCCUUUUAAUCCUGGUGUUCCCCCGCCAGUUGGACCUGUUGCUGCCUCAGGACCACCUUUGUCCCUUGGAAGUCCAAAUGCAAUGUUUCUUAACCCCCUAAACCCUUUAAAUCCACUUAGUCUCCAGGCCCAUUUAAAAUCGCAACUAAUGAACCCUGACGAGUUGUACAUACAAGUACAUGGUCUUCCUUACAGUACGUCUGAAAUUGAAGUUGGAGAUUUUUUUCAUGGAUUACCGAUUGACUCUAUUCGAAUACUUCGAGAUGGUCUUGGCAGGAGCAGUGGCAGGGCUUUGGUUAAAUUUUUUACACCCCAAGAUUCCUUUGAAGCUCUUAAACGAAACGCUGGCAUCAUAGGCCAAAGGUAUAUUGAAAUAUCUCCUUCUUCAGAGAGACAAUGGAGAGAUGCUCUCGGAGCAGGUGUGGAGCAGCUUAAAGUUAGUAUCGACUCAGAACAGAGUCGCCAUCAUCGUGGAAGCGUUACUUCCGCUUCCCCUUCUAGUCGAGAUCGUGCUAGGUCACGGUCACCUCAUAAACAAGAGUUCUGUGUGUAUUUAAAAGGGCUCCCAUAUGAAGCAGAAAAUAAACAGAUAUUUGAGUUUUUCAAAAACCUGGACAUUGUUGAAGACAGCAUUUACAUUGCAUAUGGACCCAAUGGGAGGGCGACAGGGGAGGGCUUUGUUGAGUUUAGAAAUGAAAUGGACUACAAAGUUGCUCUUGGAUGCCACAUGCAGUACAUGGGAAGUCGAUUUAUACAAGUGCACCCAAUCACAAAAAAAAACAUGUUUGAAAAGAUUGAUGCAAUUCGCAAAAGAAUGCAGGGCUCCCAGGGGGAUCAUAAAGGAAGCUCAUCUGAGGGUGGGAAGGGUGCUCGAACUUGUGCUCACAUAACAAAUAUUCCCUAUAAUGUGUCAAAGAAAGAUGUACGUCUGUUUUUAGAUGGAAUUCAAUUGUUUGAAGACAGCCUGAAAGUACUAGUUGAUGGAAAUGGUAAUGGCCUUGGCCAAGCGGUGGUGCAGUUUAAAUCCGAGGAAGAUGCUCACAAAGCUGAACGAUUGCACAGGCAAAAGUUAAAUGGCAGAGAUGCUUUUGUCCACUUGGUAACAUAUGAGCAGAUGAAGGAGGUUGAAAGAAACCCUCCCCCUCAGUCAAAGCGGGGACAAAAAGCUCAAAAUAAUUCCCUUGCACAUGCGCAUGCCCAGGCGCAAGCCCAAGCUCAGGCCCAAGUGCAGGCACAAAUCCAAGCUCAAGCACAGCAUGCUUUCCCAGGAAUGACUGGGGAGGAGUUCAAUUUUCUUAGAAGUGCUGUAGGUAACCUUGGCAAUGGCCCUCCUUUUGUCAACCCAUUUGCUGCCCCAGGUAAUGGCUUAGCAGGCCCACCACCUCUGCCUCCAUUAGGUGCAGCUUUGGGUGAUGUUUCUCUUUCUGUUCCUCCCCCUAUUGUUGGUGGGCACUUACCAGGGCCUGUCCUGGAACCCCCUGUUUUCCGCCCUGGUAGCAACAGUGCGCCUCUUGGUUUUGUUGGUGCCCCAGAGAGCUUAAGAAGCAUGCCAUCAUUUGAUAAUGGAUCUUCAAGAAAAGGUGCAGGUCAAAAUCGUGGUGGAAACCAAAAUCGUUCUGCAAGUUCUCAGCCUGCCUUUGGACCAUCCUCUGAAAGUCCAAGGCCAUCAACCACUGGUGGUGCAGGGAACCCACGACCCACCAUCGUUAAAAUUCAAAAUAUGCCUUUUACUGUCACGGUUGAUGAAAUAUUAGAUUUCUUCUAUGGUUAUAAAGUGUUGCAUGGCUCGGUGUGCCUUCAGUUUAGUGAGAAAGGGCUGCCUACAGGAGAGGCAAUGGUCGCAUUUGAUUCCCAUGAUGAAGCAAUGUCUGCUGUUAUGGACUUAAAUGAUAGGCCUAUUGGUGCAAGAAAAGUAAAAAUCACUAUGGGAUGAAGGAAAUCAUGACAAAAUGGACAUGCAGUAAGCUUAGAGUGGUGUAACAACUUUUUUUAAAUCUGAUGAUGGUAGAUUAAUCACGAAGGUAGAUCCAAGAGAAAUAAAAUUAUGUUGACUCUUUUAAAGUGUGAUUGUAGCAAACUAUGAAGGGGUGGUUUAUUGUUACUGUCUUUGUCUAAAAUGCUUGAGAGUGGGAUUCAUUCAUGUGAGAGGUGAGGGUUUGUAGAAUCCCUUAUUGCUGACUGAUGGCUAUGCUGUCAUUUCUUUGGCCAAUUUCUUCUCUUUCUCUGAUUCCCUCUCUGUUCAUAUACUUUUCCCAAGUCUAGUUUUUGACCUUUUGCGCUACAUGUGCCGUAUAUUUUGUGGUUUAUGCUUUUUCAGAUUUGGGGUACACCUAAUUCUGCCAUGGAUGGUGUGUAUGCCCUUAAAAAGAACUUACCUUUCUAUUUAGUUAUAUUUUCACUCUAGGCAGUAAAUGCAUGAAAGGGUUUUGUCAGUUGAUGUUCCACUUUGAGUGCAAGGUAUAUUAGGAAUAAUUUUUACCUGUGAGAAACACAAGAUGAUGAAUGCGAUGACUUUAUUCACUGUAAAUGGAUAAGCAGCAUUGUUUAAUAAAUGCAGCAAUGUAAUGUUUUGUAAAUGAAAGCUUUACACUCUUCUUUUUAACUGCUCUCCAUCAUGUGUAUGUGUAUUCAACUUACUUUAUUGCCGUGACUUAUGGUAGCAGUGUUGCUGGUUUUUUUCCUUUUUUUUUUUUCUUUCUUUCUUAAGCUUUGCAAUUAUUUUGGUAUUAUUUGCCAUUGUACAUAUUUUUCCAGCAUAGUAACUAUUUUGUCAAUAAAAUGACAUUCCUGAACUUUUGAAUUUGCAAGGUAUUGUAUUUUUCCCCUGUUCUUCUUGUCCUCUUUCACUCAACAAAUAAACAAUAAAAAUUGUUUUCCUCUGCUGACUUGGAUGUUUCACAUGUUCCCCUAAAGUUGUAUGAAAUCCACAUUUUCGCUUUUUUGUGUCAGUCUAUUUUUGUUUGUUUUUUUGUUCGUUUUACAAAAAGCCAUGAAUUGUUCUGAAAUGAAAAGGUGUUUCUUGAAAAACAACCUAUUUCUUAAUUUAUUUCUUAUUUCAACUUGUUUGCAUCAUGUUUUAAAAUGAAUUUGUUAUAUUUUGGAAAGAUGAAUUUGAUAAGUUUUAAUAAUGUUAAUGUGCAAAACUAGCUGAAACUUGUAAACAAGCAGCAUCUGUUCUACUUUUGUAGUAUACUUGGCUAUGGACAAUGAUGCUGUGGAUUGCAUGCUACAGAGCCACAGUUUUUUCCAGAGUUAGUUAUGGGUUUAACCAUCUGAAUUACUAUAUAUUAUAUUAUAUAUUUGGAAGCGUUUUUAAUGUUGACCCAAACCCACAGCAUGUAUUCAUCUGGAGUGGGUCUGUAUGCGUUUGUUUUGUGAGAAAAGACUUUUUUUUUUUUUUUUGCUUCUUCAUGAAGCAUUUGACUAAAUAUACCAGUCCAUGAUCACCUCCUGUACUGCUAAUGCUUCCAGAGAGUUGCACCCAUGAAAAAGAUCCAUAAUUAAAGAUGCAUUAUUAA
Molecule: messenger RNA, 4418 nt
Organism: Clarias gariepinus (North African catfish)
Lineage: Eukaryota; Metazoa; Chordata; Actinopteri; Siluriformes; Clariidae
Gene: rbm12
Product: RNA binding motif protein 12
Exons: 3
Coding region: 173-2833 (886 amino acids)
Biological process (GO): regulation of RNA splicing
Cellular component (GO): nucleoplasm; ribonucleoprotein complex
Molecular function (GO): RNA binding
Source: RefSeq, a predicted model, not a curated record